UCCCUUCCAUUUUUUAUCAAAACUUAUAUUGACGGACUUAGCUUUAUUUUUAAACCGUGUAGUACUUUCAAAUGUUGCACUCCUGUUAGGUGUAAUUCUUGUUUUACGACUUUUGCUUUAAAUUAUUUUACUGGCAGGACCUAUUUUUACUGAGUUGAAAGAAAAGGAAAAUGCGUGACGUCACUCUCCUUAUGGGAAGUGCUGAAUGAUUGGCCGCGCCUCUGUGCGCGAGGAGGCGGGUAGUUAACGUCUGCUGCUGAAGUCUGAUUGAAGCAGCUGGGAAGAGAAACUACUGCAAGAGGAAACACAGUCCGCAGUUGCUCUGCAGAUUUUUUUUUGACAGAGCACUCCCUUUAAAAUGGCGUAUCACAGUCCGUACAGAGCUCAACCACAUAUCAACGCUCCUCCGGACCAGGGUUUUCUAUGGAAUAUCUUCCAAAGGGUUGACAAGGACCGGAGUGGAGUGAUAUCAGACUCAGAGCUUCAGCAAGCUUUAUCCAAUGGCACAUGGACUCCUUUUAACCCGGUGACAGUCCGCUCCAUCAUCUCCAUGUUCGACCGGGAAAACAAAGGUGGCGUGAACUUCAAUGAGUUUGCAGGCGUGUGGAAGUACAUCACAGACUGGCAGAACAUCUUCAGGACCUACGACAGAGACAACUCCGGCUUCAUCGAUAAAAACGAGCUCAAACAGGCCCUGACUGGAUUCGGUGAGCAGAAAAGUUACCGUCUCUCAGACCAGUUCUACAGCACUCUGAUAGAAAAGUUUGACCGUCAAAGGAAGGGGCAGGUGGCAUUUGAUGACUUCAUCCAGUGCUGCAUCGUAUUACAGAGAUUGACUGACGUUUUCAGGCGAUACGAUACGGACCAAGACGGCUGGAUCCAGGUCUCUUAUGAACAGUAUCUUUCCAUGGUCUUCAAUGUAGUAUAAAGUACACGGAUGGCCGCAGAAGAGCACAACUGGACACAACUGUGCCAAAGUUCCCGUCACUGUCUGGAUGUCUGCCAUGACAAGCACUACAAGAUUUUUUUUUUUUUUAACCCAGUUGGGCAGUAAAAUAAGAAUUUAUGUUAAGACAAAAAAAAGAAUACAGCACUUGAUGUAUGUUGAAAAAAUCUUGUAGUGUUUUGUUUGUUUACAAACCUGAGCGGAAUCUGUGUUGGGGACUCUGGGUUGGAGACUGUCGAGGACAAAUCUAUCUUUCUGUCAGUCUGUCUGUUAAUGUUAACAAUAUUUUUAAUGUCUUAACUUUAACUGAAGAAGAAAAAAAAAUCUGGUGAGAAUAAAAUAAUGCAUUGUAAAUAUGAUUUAAAAUGCAUUGCAUGCUUUUCAGGGAAAUCUAACCCCACACUGAAGCAUGCUUUCCCUCCUCUUGACUUUUCCUCAGCCCUUUUUUUUGCUCAAAGCCAUGUUUACAAAAACUGUGAAAGCAGGUGACAUUCUGCUUUAGGAUUCACUGACAUGCCAGCUUACAUGCCAUAUUUGUACAAACUUGUUUUUAACAGCAAAUCUUCAAAUGUCAGAGCAUAAUUUUUGGUAGAGGGUUAAGCAUAAUGCUUCCAGUAUGACUUUAUUUCUGUGCAUGAUGCCUUAAAUAUGUGUACAAAAAAUAAACGAAAAGAAAAGUCCAGAAAUCUUUUAUUAAAAAAUGCAAUGGCA
Messenger RNA from Menidia menidia (Atlantic silverside), 1657 nucleotides. The record is from the annotation of a GenBank genome assembly. NCBI's taxonomy places the organism in Eukaryota, Metazoa, Chordata, Actinopteri, Atheriniformes, Atherinopsidae.